UUGAUCAAUAAUAUCACCGCAUCGUAGUCAUGGGAAGUUUACCUAAUCGGAGCGGUUAUGCACUAUUUGCAGUAAUUAUCGUAUUGCUGUUCGGGUUCAGUUUCGGAAAAAGCAAAGACUAUUGCAGUAGUACAUACAAAAGCUUAUGCAAACACAAGGGCGAUCAUGUUGGAUGCCGCCCAAAAGAUUUUUCAGAUUACGCUUCGUGUAGUGGUAAGCACCCUAAAAUAAUCAAGAUGACUUCCAAGUACAAAAAACAAAUCAUGAAACUUCACAACCAACUGAGGGAUAAGCUGGCAAGUGGAAAAAUGUCCUCAACUUAUGGAACUUUUCCGAGCGCCAUGAAUAUGUCAGAGUUGAAAUGGGACAGCGAAUCAGCUAAACUUGCUGAGUACAAUGUCAAGCAGUGUACUAUGGAGCAUGAUCGCUGCAGGAGUACAUCCAAAUUCAAGGAUGCUGGUCAGAAUAUUUACUAUUCAUCAUGGUCUGAAAAAAGGUCAAAGGACAAAACAAAACUUAUUGGAGAGGCAAUUCAGGCUUGGUGGGAUGAACACAAGGAUUUCUACAUCAACGAGGUGGAAAAAUUCGAGGGUCAAAGCAGAGGUGUACUGCAUUUCACCGCGAUGGCUGUAGAUUACCAAACUCACGUCGGUUGCGCCAUCUCGGAGUACGAUUAUGCCGGAACGGGAGAUACUUUCCUAAUGACCUGUAACUAUUCGUCGUGGACAUGGCUAAGCCAGCCAAUUUAUCAAAAAGGACGCCCCUGCUCCAGUUGUUCCAAGAAAAAAUGCAGCAAGACCUAUAAAUCUCUGUGCAGCGCUUAGUGAAAUGGCGUAAUAUUGGACUGCUUUCCUUUAUUCAGGAGAUUUUAAAGCGUAGGCUGGUUCAUCUUCGAAGGCUUGAUAAAGAUAAAUAAAUAUAAACAUAGAAAUAACAAAGUUGAUGAAGAACUAACACGCCUUUAUAUAAUUUGCUUGCCCUACAUUGGAUGGUCUAAAACGUCCACAAUGUCAAAUGGGGGGAUAUUUUACGCGAUUGUAAAAUUCAGAAUUUAUUUUUGGGUAGCAUUAACCAGUUCAUGUACAACCAUACCAUAGCAAAACGGUAUAGUGGUUCUCAGAAUUUCGUAACAAUUGGCAGUUUUGUUUCUUAUCGAAUUUUUUUAACCAAAAUGAUUUUUUGUUUAAAUCAUAAUUUUUGAACCACAGGGC
Ochlerotatus camptorhynchus is the source of this 1211-nucleotide messenger RNA. RefSeq names its product antigen 5 like allergen Cul n 1-like. NCBI's taxonomy places the organism in Eukaryota, Metazoa, Arthropoda, Insecta, Diptera, Culicidae. The record is from RefSeq and is a predicted model, not a curated record. The coding region runs from base 30 to 824 and encodes 264 amino acids. The transcript has 5 exons.